UGUGUAUACAUUCAGUAGCUCGGUCUUCAAUUUGUUUUACGUAACAGAUAAGAAAUUCUUACGAUAAAUAUCAAUACAGAGAAAUAAGAAGCGAUAGUAUAAAAGUAAGGAACAGUGUUAUAUUCAGUAACUUGCUAUGAACCAUACACCAAACGUGACAUAUGUGAAGUGACUGGCAAUAAAUAAAAAUGAAAUAUUGUACAGUUUUCUUAUUAUUUGCAAGUUUUUGUUUUCAACAAUCUUCAACUAAAGUAUUCACACGCUGUGGACUGACGCAAGAGUUAUUGAAGCAAGGGUUUCCGAGGAGCUUUGUUGGAAACUGGGUUUGUUUGAUUGAAAGCGAAAGCUCUAAAGACACCUCCAAAGUGACCAACAAAGCGAACGGAAGCAAAGGUCUGGGAUUAUUUCAGAUUAGCAGCAAAGAAUGGUGCACCUAUAACACACCAGGGGGCAAAUGCAACAUGAAAUGCGAAGAUCUGGUCAAUGAAGAUAUUUCGGAUGAUUCAUCCUGUGCUAAAAAAAUGCAUGGGGAAUUAGGAUUCCGGGGAUGGGAAGGAUGGAAACGCAGCUGUUACCGAAGGAAAUUGCCGAUACCAAACUGCUGAAACUUUAUUUUUGUAUUUUUUGAAUUAAAGUUUGGUAUAUUCCAAAAUAACGCUUCUCUUAAGUAUGUAUACGUAGGUUUUACUAAAUUCUUCGGCUAGUCAAAUUAGAGGGUGGCGUAAUUUAUUUACAUUUAAUUAAACUGUUCACAGUUUCUAUUUACCAUUCAAUAUUUGUAGUUCAUAAGUAUAUUAAAGCAAAAUAAACACAUAUCCUAUA
Tribolium madens (black flour beetle) is the source of this 822-nucleotide messenger RNA. RefSeq names its product lysozyme-like. The coding region runs from base 189 to 605 and encodes 138 amino acids. NCBI's taxonomy places the organism in Eukaryota, Metazoa, Arthropoda, Insecta, Coleoptera, Tenebrionidae. The record is from RefSeq and is a predicted model, not a curated record. The transcript is spliced from 4 exons.